Mercurialis annua (annual mercury) is the source of this 1852-nucleotide messenger RNA. RefSeq names its product pentatricopeptide repeat-containing protein At4g18975, chloroplastic. Gene Ontology annotation, molecular function: protein binding. NCBI's taxonomy places the organism in Eukaryota, Viridiplantae, Streptophyta, Magnoliopsida, Malpighiales, Euphorbiaceae. The coding region runs from base 535 to 1431 and encodes 298 amino acids. The record is from RefSeq and is a predicted model, not a curated record. The transcript has 7 exons.
UCUAUUUUUCAUUUUCUUCGUUCAUAUCCUUCAUCUCCACCAUUACCAUCAUCAAACUCUCGCCUCCGAUGCUCUGCCGGGAACCGCGUCUUCCACAACUUCGCCGCUAACCGUUUUCCGCCGUCACAACUUCGCCGCUAACCGUUUUCCGCCGUCAGAAGCUCGCCGCUAACCUUUUUCCGCCGUCAGAAGCUCGCCACCAGCUACUCACUAGACAACCACACAUCUCGCCAGAACAGCAGUCACCCACCAGUCGCUUGCCGGUCGGUUCCGUUCUCCCUUUGUUCUUCCAAUUCAUUUUAUUGAUUUCUUUGAGCCGCGUGAAUGUGCUCAGCUCUGGUGUUACUCCUUUCUGAUCAUUUGCCUUUCAACACCAAGUUCAAAUAUUGGCCUCACUUUACCACAGAGUGUGAUACAGGGACCAGAUAAAGCAAACUUUAACGUUAAGGACUAUCCGAAAAAAAAGUGUAAAGUACAAGGACCUUAGUAUGGGUUUGGCCAACAAAAAGUUGCAUAAGUUUUGAUGUAUAUGCGAUGGCUCUGCAAACAACGUCGAUGCUGUACUCAACUACUUCAAAGGCUCCGGGUUGGGUUGUAGGCAAUAUGAAGUUGAUUGGAUUGUAUUGUAAAUCCAAGAAAUUGAGCAGAAGAUUUGGGGUUUCUUCUUCCAAUUUAUCGACUGCUCAUAACAGUUUGUCACCACAACCUAAGGUUGCCAAGUAUUCAGCCAAUCAAAGUCGACAAUCGAAGUCUAAUUCCGCAGCAGAUAACAGAAAACCAGUAAAGAAGGCAGCAAAUACAGAAAAACACUUGUGGAAGAAAAGGGAUUCAGCUAGAUCUGGCCAAAAGGCGUUGACCCUUGUUCGAAUUGUCUGCGAACUACCUGAUGAGAAAGAUGCUGUUUAUGGCGCGUUAGAUAAAUGGACAGCCUGGGAGACGGAGUUUCCCUUGAUUGCUGUGGCUAAAGCCUUAAGAAUAUUGAGGAAGCACCGUCAGUGGAAGCGUGUAAUUCAAGUCGCAAAAUGGAUGUUGAGUAAAGGUCAAGGAACAACCAUGGGGACGUAUGACUUGCUUCUAUUGGCGUUUGAUAUGGACAGCAGGGUAGACGAAGCUGCAUCAUUGUGGAACAUGAUUCUGCACACACAUGCGCGUUCUAUCUCAAAGUGGUUAUUUUCAAGGAUGAUAUCUCUCUACGAUCAUCAUCACAUGCCAGAAGAGGUGAUCGAGAUCUUUGCGGAUAUGGAAGAAUUGGGUGUGAGACCAGAUGAAGACACUGUCAAAAGAGUAGCUGGUGCCUUUAAGGAAUUAGGCCAAGAAGGCAAGCAAAAGUUGUUUCUGAAAAAAUACAUGCAUCGAUGGAAGUACAUUCACUUUAAUGGUGAAAGAGUUAGAGUGAGAAGAAACAUACCAGAUGAAAGAAACCUCGGCUAAGUUGUCGAGCUGUUUGAUUUUAAGUUACAGACGGAAAAUUGUUUGACAACAUUAGCGGUUAAAAUGAAGGCGCACAAGCGGUAACGACAAUUUACUUUGGGGCAGGGGCAAAUGGUGUACCAUAUAACCUAUUUGUGUUCCAUUCAUGUCCAGGUUGGUAAAAAGAUUGGAGCUUCAGCUAAUACAGUACUGCUGUAUCUUCUAGCCAUUGCUUGAAGCUCAAUUUUCUUUGCAGCCAAAAAGUCACCACUUGACUGAAAUUUUGUUAUGGCUUGUAAGUUGGAAUUGAUAAGCUUAGAACCAGUUGAUGGUGGGAGAAUAGUAAGGUGGGCAUGUGAGUUACUGUAUAUAAGUCCAUUAGAUGACUGUAUGGCAAAACAUUUAGUGAAAGAAAGGGAAUUCAAUUUGGAUUUGAUCUAAA